Molecule: messenger RNA, 3234 nt
Organism: Leptosia nina
Lineage: Eukaryota; Metazoa; Arthropoda; Insecta; Lepidoptera; Pieridae
Source: the annotation of a GenBank genome assembly
AUGCUGGAACCGCCACCACCCAUCAUGGAGCGGGCCGAGAAGCGUCACAGUAAGCACCACAAGGAGAAACAUAAGAAGCACUCACACAAGAAACGUAAAGGCAGCACAAGCGGUACACAUGAACAGUCUUAUGCCACUAGUAAUUCAGUUAAGCCCCUUGUCGAGUACUCUGAUGUUAGUUCGGAGGAUCUUUCGGCCCCCGAGGCUGGCGAAAUCGAGAGCGAGGCUAGCUCAAUCGGGAGGCAUAUAGCCGACGAUCUAGAUAGGACAAGAAAGUCGCAUUCCGUCCGAACGUUUUUGGACAACAAAAUAUCGGUGACAACGACUAGUCGCAGGGACGAAUACCCUCUCAUACGUGAUCCUGUAUCGGUAGCUAGAAGUAAACGCGAGCCAGAGUACGAUUUGGGGUAUGAAGAUUACAAGAAGAAAAGUAAAAAAAAGAAGGAUAAAAAGAAGAAGAAAAAGAAGUCUAAGCACCGCUCCAGGUCUGCAAGCUUUGAGAGCUUGUCUCCAGAUGACAUGUUGGCUGAAGUGCCACCUCCAGCAGGUCCAAAGAGAUAUACCCAAGUGCCUAUUAGUGAAUGGGAGAAGCCUUCGUCCCCUCUCCGCAAUGGUUCCUGUUCUCCUGUUUCACCGAGUACACCGCCAAUAGCUAGGGAGAGAAUGGCCUCUCCGAGGCAUAGAAUCAACCACCAUGAGCCAAUACACACUAUGCUGCCGUAUUCCCCACAUCGAGACAGAUCUCCCAUUAUUAGCAGCACGAGCAGUAGGCGACGUCAGAAAUCGGCAACACCUCACACGCCAUCCAUUCCUUAUCACGAGACCGUUACGAUCGAUUCUGACAAUGACGACUAUGAUAGGAGUCGGAGGGACUACUGGCACGAGCCGCAUAGGAUGAGCGAUGUGAUGGUCAUUUUGGAUUCACCGGCGCACGAUUCGCGCGCUCGCGACUACAGCCCGCGUCGGCAUCGAAGGCGGAGUCCGCACCGGCGCCGGAGUCGCGAAAGGGAGCGGCACAGGGAGCACCGGUUACCCCACAGGUCGAAUAGUAGGAGUUCGCUGAAACGUCGGCGAUCUGUGUCGCGCAGCCGACGCCGCUCGUCUUCACCUCCGCGACAUCGACCGAGGCACAAGGACUCGAGUAGAGAUAGGCACAGAAGUAGACACGACUCCCCAAGUCCGCCAACAGUCCUCCAACGCAGGAUAGACCUCAAGGAGAAAAUUAGUGAUACAAGUCUAUUUGCUGAACUUGUCAAGGACAAACACAAGAGGGCAAAGAAACUUCAAGAGAUCCUAAACCAAAAGGAGGAAGAGUCCCAAGGUGGAGUGUCAAGUACGGCAUCCAUUAAUAACCCGGAUAUCCUUACUAUAGACGAGCUUUCCAAUGCCACGGCUGAUAGUCUCACGCAGGCGUCAAAAGAAAAUGGCGAUUCGAAUCCUAAAGGUCAGGACGUGGUCGACAUUCCAAUGCCUCAAGGGAACGAAGCGACUCCCGAAAAAGCUGUUGAGGGUCAACCGCCAUUACCACAACCCCCAUCACCUCCUCAUCCACCAAUUGAUCCUCCGUUGCCGGAUGGACCUGGUGAUAAACCAACUGCGAAUGGGGAGGCAGAGAGUAAUCGAUCUGAGACAAACACAUCAACUCCUCCUAUGAUGGUGAAACCCAGUAUAGUGGAGAGUGUGGUCUUAAAUAGCCAGCAGCCAGCUCCUCCCAAACCUAAGAGUCUAACAAAGUUACCCAUGCCACCAAACAUACAGGUGGACGAUAUCAAAACGCUUGCCAAUGAGAGUCCUCUGCGUACGCCAUCGCCUAGUCCUGUCAAGAAGUCAGAAAAACCUAAGAAAACUGGCAUCAUGAAUCUACCGAUGCCUCCUGUGAUACCCGGUUCUGAAGAGUUAAGCGGUGACGAGAUGGAAGGAUCAACGCCACCACCCGUGUCCCACUCGGAUAGAUAUUCGCACGUAUUUACAAGGAAGAACAAUAAGGAUAUACCCACGGCUGCUAAAUUAAAAAGGCCGAGAAUAUUGAAGCGGCGUGGGUCAAAAUUGGUGCCCGUGGUGACGAAUACACAUCACGCUAAAGACUGGGGGGAGAAAUGCGUCGAUGGAUUUCAGGUCAUUACACAAAUCGGUGAGGGUACUUAUGGGCAAGUGUAUAAAGCUAGAGAUAAGAACUCGGGCCAGUUGGUGGCUCUCAAGAAAGUGCGGCUCGAGAAUGAAAAGGAAGGCUUCCCUAUAACAGCCGUGAGGGAAAUAAAGAUUCUGCGACAGUUGAAUCAUAAAAAUAUAGUUAAUUUGAGGGAGAUUGUCACGGAUAAACAGGAUGCUUUGGACUUUAGAAAGGACAAAGGCUCCUUCUACCUAGUUUUUGAGUAUAUGGACCAUGACUUAAUGGGUCUUUUGGAGUCGAAAAUGGUGGAUUUCACCGAGUCACAUAACGCUUCCAUCAUGAGACAACUCUUGGACGGUCUGGCGUACUGUCAUAGAAAAAACUUUUUACAUCGGGAUAUCAAGUGUAGUAAUAUAUUAAUGAAUAAUAAAGGUGAAGUGAAACUUGGCGACUUUGGUCUAGCCAGGCUAUGGUCUGCUGAAGACAGGCAGAGGCCAUACACUAAUAAAGUAAUCACACUCUGGUACCGACCACCAGAGUUAUUGCUUGGGGAGGAGAGAUAUGGACCUUCUGUUGAUGUAUGGUCUAUGGGCUGUAUAUUGGGGGAGUUGUUCGUGAAACAUCCUCUAUUUCAGGGAAACGUGGAAAUUAUGCAACUGGAGACAAUAUCUCGAGUUUGCGGCACACCAGUUCCAGGUGUGUGGCCAAAUGUGGUGAAUCUACCACUCUGGCACACGCUACGCCCGAAACGUUUCCACAAACGCUGCGUGCGGGAAACGUAUGCUUGUUUACCCGCCGCGGCGCUCAACCUUCUGGAUAGAAUGCUGGAGUUGGAUCCCGAUAAGAGGAUAACUGCGGAGGAAGCGCUGAAAAGCGCGUGGCUUAAGAAUGUUGUACCUGAACAAAUGCACGCACCGGAGCUACCGACGUGGCAGGACUGCCACGAGCUCUGGUCGAAGCAACGGAGACGACAGCAACGCGAUGACCAGGGCAAGCAGAAGAACUCGGACGAAAAAGAUUUCAAGCAGAACGAGUCAUCCAACCAAUCGGACGCUAGCUACAAGAGCGACUACAAAGCGGACCUCAAGUCCGAACCGACGCAGGAGACUGGACAAGUGAAAUAG